Molecule: messenger RNA, 928 nt
Organism: Ruditapes philippinarum (Manila clam)
Lineage: Eukaryota; Metazoa; Mollusca; Bivalvia; Venerida; Veneridae
Product: coiled-coil and C2 domain-containing protein 1B-like
Exons: 6
Coding region: 86-853 (255 amino acids)
Biological process (GO): regulation of transcription by RNA polymerase II
Cellular component (GO): nucleus
Molecular function (GO): DNA-binding transcription repressor activity, RNA polymerase II-specific; RNA polymerase II cis-regulatory region sequence-specific DNA binding
Source: RefSeq, a predicted model, not a curated record
UUUGGGUUCAUUUAUUCAAUAUGGCGACUUUCUAAUAUUUUUGUUGGAAAGUAAACAAUAAUUUCUUAUUCAAGAAAUUUAAGUUAUGUUUGGUAAAAAGAAGGGCGAAGCCCCUGCUCCACCUAGGAGAAAGGGAGCUGAGUUAAUGUCACAGAUGGGCAUGGGUGGAUUAGGAGAUUUUGAGCAGGAGUUAUAUGGGGAUAUAGAUAACGAUGAAGACUUGGAGGCGGAGCUUAUGGCGUUACAAGGAAAACCACAGCCUAAAAAACGUAGACCUAAAGGUCCAGUAAAUCCUAUGGACUUUGAUAGGAUGAUUGCAGACAGUAUGAAAGAUCUAGAAGAUGAAGAUGUGUCUGAUACAGAAGAUCCUGAAUUACUGAAUGAAUUACAAGACCUUGAAGGUGGUGGGUCAGAUGAAGAAACAGAUGAGCCAGCCAGUGCACCAUCCUCCUCGGGUGGUGGUAGUGGGCUGGUAGCUGUGUUAGAGGACAGGCUUCAGAAUUACAAGGAUGCUUUAGAUGCAGCUACAUCUUCUGGUGAUACUUCCAAACAAAGACGUGCUGAUAGAGGAUUAAAGACUAUCCAAGACUUGCUGAAGAAAGCAAGGCAGGGUAAACCAGUUGAUGAAGGUGAUAUUCCUCCACAAGUUGCCAUCUCAGCACAAAAACGUGCCAGCCCCAACCACCAGCUCCGAACCCUGUACCCUACGUUCCAGCCGACGAUACAAGAAGAUGCUCCUAAACCUGCACCAGCACCAAGGAAGGCAGCCCCAGCUCCCCCUGUCCAAACCCAGCAGCCAGUACCUCAGGGCCAUCUUCUCAAGAAGAAUCAUCAGAGCACAGAAUGCUGGUAGAUAGACGUGACCAGUACAAGAAAGCCGCUCUGGCAGCCAAGCAUAGUGGUGACAUGACUACAGCUAGAAACUUUG